UUACAUUUCGAAUAAUUUAAAUGUCAAAAAAUUGUAGGUUUGAUUAUAAAAAAUAGUUUCGCUAUUUUGUGCAUACAUUUUAUAUUAUAAAUUAAUUACCAUGGCCACAUUGCCACCGAGAAGAAAUCCUACACCCACGAAAAUUUCCAAACAACAUUUGACCCCUCUACAAAUUCUACUUCAAAUGGGGUUUCCGAAGCACAGAGCAGAAAAAGCAUUAGCAGCUACAGGAAAUAGAGGAGUUCAAUUAGCCUCAGACUGGCUUUUAGCACAUGUUAAUGAUCCCCUUCUUGAUGAUACUUCUCCAAGAGAAUACAUAUUAUAUGCUUGCCCACUUGGUGAGUUUUUAGAACAGCUUCAGAACUUCUGGGAGAAAUCGUUAGAAAUUUGUGGAUGGAAUGGAGCCCACAAUUUUACACCACAUAUUACCUUAGUAUCUUUUUUUAAGGCACCAGAUGCUGAUGCACCACAUUUAUCUAUGUCACUUAAAUCAGUAAUGGAAAGGCAGGGGGCAAUAUUGAACGAACCACUAAAACUUGAAACUUAUGCUUCUCCAAAUUUUAUGGGCUUUUUUGUUGCUGAAGACCAUGCAGAUUAUUUGAAGCGUAUAGCAAUGCAAUAUGUAAAGGAAGUUUCAAAUGCAAUUAUUAGUGACACUUAUGAACAAUUUGAUGCGUUAACAGCCUGUUUUCCUUGGUGUACAACCACCACAGCACGUUGCAUUCCAAGGGGUAGUAGAUCAAUAAGCUUAGAACCACAUGUUAAAUCGUUGCAUUUAACUUUGGCAUAUCAAUUUCCAAACACACAAUAUUCCCAGUUAAAGGCAUUAGUUGAUACAUUAGAUCCAACAUUAUCAUCUGGUUGGGAACUUCGUUUGUAUUCAAGAGAUCCAAGAGUAAAUGGAAAGCAAGUUCACAAGGUCGUACAUCCCUACACUCAUGCUGAAUGUGAUGAGUUGGAGUUAAGGACGGGCGAUUAUGUAUAUUUAAGUGCGGAAGCUGUUGCAAAUUCUCCAGAUGGUUGGGUUGAAGGCACAUCUUGGUUAACAGGGUGUACUGGACUUUUACCUGUAAGUUAUACCGAAAGGACAGCAGAAUCUGACGCUUGGACGCUUCAUCGAAAAGUAUCACUUAAUAAUCCUUCAGAGAAUUCAGCUAAUACAAUUGGUGGUAGAUCUGCUAGUCAAAAGGAAUCUCAGAAACACCAUCCUCCUUUAAAACAAAGUUUAUCUGAAUCAUACCAAGUGAAAUCUUCUUCUGAUAUGCAGACUUUUAAAUCUCUUGAUAAAAACAUUUCAAAUGGGGAUGCAGUCGAUGCUGCACUCCCAAAAAGUAACUCACCUGAAUUAAACAUUACAAGUAGUCCGAUCGAACCAGAAAAUCUAGAAACAGCUGAACAAACCGAAUCCGAAGCAAUAGAAAAUAAGGACGUUGAGUGUUUUAAAGACGAAGUCCAGAUAUUAGAUAUAAGUACUCGAAGAAGAUUGUUUGUAAUGCGUCAUGGUGAGCGCGUGGAUUUUACAUUCGGCACUUGGAUACCCUAUUGUUUUGACGAAGAAGGGAGAUAUAUUCGAAAAGAUUUGAAUAUGCCCGUGGUUCUUCCUGAACGAAAAACUGGCCCUACAGCCUACAAAAAGGACUCGCCUUUGACGCAGAUUGGGCUUUAUCAGGCUAGGCUAGUUGGGGAAGCCCUUAGAGACUCUGAUUCUAAUAUACAUCAUGUAUAUUGCUCUCCGUCCUUUAGGUGCGUGCAGACGUGUGCUGAAGUUCUAAGGGGCCUUGGUAGAGAGGAUAUUAAAAUGAAAAUUGAACCCGGAUUGUUUGAGUGGCUUGUCUGGUAUCCUGAAGGAUUACCAGAAUGGUUAACACCCAAUGAAUUGAUCAAUUUCGGUUAUAAUAUCGAUGUGGAAUACAAACCAUUUGUUCCUAUGGAAGAACUUGCGGAAAGGAGAGAAACAUGCGAAAGCUUUUAUACUAGAAGCUCCUUCGUUACAAAAAAGGUUUUAGAGACACACUCACUGGGCGACGUGUUCUUUGUGGGGCACGCAGCCACUCUGGAUGUGUGUACAAGAGAAUUGAUCGGUGGAAAACCUCGGUCAUCGAACGAAAUGUCGAAAUUAUUGCCUAAAGUGCCGUAUUGUAGUGUGACAGUUGUAGAAAAUAAGGGCGAGAAUUGGGAACAUGUUGAGCCCCCUCUACCACCUAUUAUGCACUCAAAUAAUCAAAGGUUUGAUUGGAAACUGUGGCAUCAGUAACAUUCGCUUUUUAAAUGGCUUGAUACUUAUUAUAGAAAAUAAUUAAACAGGACAAAUGAUCACAUUCCUAUCACACCAAAGAAACCACUUGUUUAAUAAUAUGCAUUAUUUUUGCGAAAAUGAACUGCGCCCUACAAUUUAUUUAGGUACAAAUUAGCUUCAAAUAAUGAAUUGACUGUUGUAAAUGUUAAAUAUUUAAAUUUAUUUAUUGAUUCUAAUAAAAAAAAGUAUAAUCAGUUUU
Molecule: messenger RNA, 2495 nt
Organism: Agrilus planipennis (emerald ash borer)
Lineage: Eukaryota; Metazoa; Arthropoda; Insecta; Coleoptera; Buprestidae
Gene: Epp
Product: protein UBASH3A homolog
Exons: 8
Coding region: 101-2254 (717 amino acids)
Molecular function (GO): protein binding
Source: RefSeq, a predicted model, not a curated record